Molecule: messenger RNA, 1710 nt
Organism: Colletotrichum godetiae
Lineage: Eukaryota; Fungi; Ascomycota; Sordariomycetes; Glomerellales; Glomerellaceae
Exons: 4
Coding region: 1-1710 (569 amino acids)
Source: RefSeq, a predicted model, not a curated record
AUGGCCUCUCCCAAAGAGCACGGAGAAGACGCUCCAUCAGAAUCAACGAGACCAUUUGCCCCACUACUCGUUGAGGACAGAAAGCCGCUCAAGGAGACCACGCAGUUCAAGUUGACAAAGUUCCGGCAGUGGAGGGAGGCAUUCGUCGUCGCGUUUAGAGACAUUCGAGCUGUCCACUGCUACGCAGUUCUCGCUUGGCUAUUGGCUUUAUCGUGGAUCGGAGGACUUUGCACCGUACUUGCAUUUAUCAGCAACACAGAGUUGUACGGAGACUCGGCCUGCAAACCGGACGGCAGUUUCGAUGUGGAGAAGAACCAGUACAACCUCUGGUCUUCCUCUGGAUUCUUCCAGAUUACCUUGGCAUGGGGCAAAUUUUCAUUUGCGGAUGCCAAAGUCAUUGACGUUGCCUGGGAUGUGAUCUUCGGUCGAGGAGGUCAGGCUCUGCUGACUUGGAUCACAUGGCGAGUAUUUGUCGACUACACUACCACCUCGAUUCAAACCAAGCCUGUGACGUAUGACUUCUUUCGCACAAUCUUCCUCCAGGACCAGCCGAACUUCUGGUCAACGUGGCACAUGGUACGAGAUUUUGCUCGUUCACGAGGGUUAAGAUCGAAGGUCAUGAUGAUCAUAAUGGUCUUGGUCACUAUCUUCAUCUUAUGCUUCCCUACCCUGGGUAGUGCAAUGACAGGAUAUGUGGCGAACAACGACGCAUAUGUACAGGGCUCCGACGGCAUGUUGAUACCCUUUGGUGGGUUCGAGGUUGUUGGAUAUGUAAUCCACGACGGCUGGAGGAUCGGCAUGGAGGGCAACACUACGCUCACCUUCCCUGGCUAUGUCCAAGAGUAUGGGUUCUAUGGGUUAGAGAACAAGAACACCACUUGGAUGAACAAGACGAUGCCGGCUCCGGCCCUCAACAUAUCGGCUUCUGGGCUUCCUUCUUACAGAAACUUGCUAUACGGCUGGAACUGGACCGAUCCUCGCACGAGCUUGAAGCCCUUCGAAAACGGAAAAAACUUAACUUACACCGCCGGAAACGAGACCUACUCCAAGGAGUACAUGAAGGCGUACGGGAGUUGUCAACCAAUGAGUGAUCACGGAAUGGGCGCUGAUGCCGGGCGAGAGACUUAUCAAUGGGGCUUCUCUUAUCUGCAACUCUAUAUCCUUGUGAUCUUGCUCGUGCUGUGGACAUUGAGUCUUGCCUACAUGUGGCUCAAGGCCCGCCUGACGAUGAGGAUGCGGCGGAGGUAUGAUGUACCGAGGGGUUACAAGGGCGUGUUGGAGCUGUCGCAUGCCAUUCACAAGGAGCUACAGGAGACCGAGCCUGACGAGCUCUCUCACGACCAACUCUCGGAAGAAAUCAAGAAGAGUCUAAAGGGCGGAAGGAUUCAGUUGGAGUUGGCAGAUUCACCCGCGACAUAUGGCUUCUGGCGGGCGAAUUGGGUGUGGCUCAAGGAGGAAAGGUGGUGGAUAGGCCCUGUCUUGUUGAUGAUGGUGACAUCGGCGCCACUCAUCGUCAUCAACAAUUCGUUUGGAUGGUGGCUCUUAGUUCCGAUUAUUGCUCUCCUGCUUGCGCUGAUGGUAGGUCGGUCAAAGAAGAGCAGAAUUAUCAUCGCCUUUGUCAGCUUCACUGUUGGAACGAUCACAUUCUUGGGAGUUUGGUACGGAACUGGGCAGCAAAAAUACGCAAGCAGGUACAGCUAUUAUUAUUGA